UUCUCCAAAAACAAAAAAAAAAACACAAACUUGCAGCAGAGCAGAAGACCAAACCAGGAGAAAACAUUUGACCCCGCGAAGAGAAGUACGAAGCAAUUUCAAGAAUGCAAAGACCCUCGAAGAGAUCCAAAAUAGGCGAAGCUCCGGCAGCGACCCUCUUCUCACAGCCGGGAAUUUCACCGAUGAGAUUGACCCAAGAUCAGGAGUCGGCUGUAAUGGUUGCUGCUCUCAGGAACGUAGUUUCUGGCACCAGCUCAACUGAUUUUUCAAGGGAGUUAAAUAGUCUUAAUGUGCCGAUCACCACUUCAUAUUCACAAUUUGGAAGUAGAAGCAGUAACGGGAAUGGUUUUUGCAUCUCGAUAUGGCCUCCAUCGUCGGAUCUUGACACGUGUGCUGUUUGCAAAAUCAAAGGCUGUUUAGGAUGCAACUUUUUCCCGCCAGAUCAAGAAGAUAAAAAAGACGACAAGAAAGGGAAAAGAAAGAGAGUAAAGAAAAAUUACAGAGGUGUAAGGCAACGGCCAUGGGGGAAAUGGGCGGCAGAAAUAAGAGAUCCGCGGCGGGCUGCAAGGGUUUGGUUAGGGACGUUUAGCACAGCGGAGGAAGCGGCAAGGGCCUAUGACAAGGCCGCCAUUGAUUUUAGAGGGCCAAGAGCUAAACUCAAUUUUCCAUUCCCUGACAGUGGUAUUUCUAGUUUCGAAGAGAGUAAAGAAAAGCAAGAAAAACAAGCAAAGCAGCAAGAAAUAAGCGAGAAGAGAAGUGGAUUUGAAGCGGAAAUGGGGAAAGAGAGUGAGUUCUGGGAUAAGAUUGGGGAUGAUGAGAUACAUGAACGGAUGAUGAUGAUGUUGGAUUUUAGCAAUGGGGAUUCUUCAGAUUCUACUGGCACUGCAAGUGCUGCUACUAUCGGGAUUUGAUUACUUUUUCCUAGUUUCUUGAUUUUAAUUUUAGUUUCCUAAGAAUGGUAAUUGUAAGAAUAUUCUUUUUGUUCUUUUGUUUUUUCAAGAAAGAAUCCUCAAGUAGCUGGUCACAGAGCGUUAACUUGUACAACUCUCACCAUACAAUUUAUGAAGUAUUGUACUAAUUUCUUGCUCUUAGCAGCACAGAGAAUUGAUGAGACAAACAGUUCUUCUGUA
This is a messenger RNA of Populus nigra (black poplar), 1130 nucleotides long. Its product is annotated as ethylene-responsive transcription factor ERF109. Lineage: Eukaryota; Viridiplantae; Streptophyta; Magnoliopsida; Malpighiales; Salicaceae. Gene Ontology annotation, molecular function: DNA binding; DNA-binding transcription factor activity. The transcript has a single exon. The coding region runs from base 105 to 911 and encodes 268 amino acids. The record is from RefSeq and is a predicted model, not a curated record. Gene Ontology annotation, biological process: regulation of DNA-templated transcription; ethylene-activated signaling pathway.